Molecule: messenger RNA, 1392 nt
Organism: Cladocopium goreaui
Lineage: Eukaryota; Dinophyceae; Suessiales; Symbiodiniaceae
Source: the annotation of a GenBank genome assembly
AUGGCCAACUCGUUGGAAGAACCUCUGCAGGGUUCGAGCACUCCACAGCUCUUCAGGCCCCGUCGUUCGUCGUCGCCCUCGCGCCAGCCGAUUAUCACCUGUCGAGUGCUCACGAACUCGCGCGAUGUUCUUGCCACGCCACCCCGACGCUUGAAGUCCGAAAGCCUGGAGGUCCCGGACCUGAUUUUGGCACCUUCGCAGGAGAAUGCGGACCUGGACGGUGCCAAGGAGUCGUCGGAAGCGGCGGAGGAGAUGAGCAGCUGCGAAACCAUCUUCAACUUGGCCAACACCAUGGUGGGCAGCGGCGUCCUGGCGGUGCCCUACGCCUUUCGUUUGACCAGUUACUGGGCCGUGGCGCUGCUGCUGCUGGUGGUGGCCUUCACCGCCUUCACGGCGUGUCUCAUCGGUGAGUCCCUGCAGCUGGCGCGGUUUCGCCACGGCACCUGGACGUCGCAGCACAGGGACUUCACCUUCCUGGCAGAGGUCUCUUGUGGCUUGCGCGGCAAAUAUUUGGUGGCCGUGGCAACUGCUCUGGAGCUUUGGGUUGCCGUUGUGACCUUUUUGGUGAUGAGUGGAAGCAAUGUGCAAGGCCUGCUGGGAGUGGAUGAGCUCCACGCUGUUUUGGUUUGCACACUUCUUUCCACGGUCAUGAUUUUUAUCCCUUUGCGAGUCUAUGCCUAUGUCUCUCUCGCGUCUCUGAUUGCUCUGCUGAUCGCCAGCGUGGCGUUUGUGGCAGAUCUGAUGAUGACGCCCAGCUGGAGCUUUCCAGAGCCGAAAAAUCCUGAAAUCGGCGACGUCUUUCGCGCCUAUGGUCUCUUCAUCUUUUGCUUUGCGGGGCAUCCCUGCUUCCCAGCUCUUCAUGAAGGGAUGCGCGAGGUGAAACACUGGACCAAUUGCGUGGCUUUGUCGUUCUGCAUCGCUGCGUUGUAUUAUGUCGCCUUGGGCUUAGCCGCUUUCAUUGUCCUUGGCACUGAACUGCACCCGGUCUUUACCAAAGAUAUGCGCAGAGGAGUGCUGGGGCAGAUGACAGCUGUGAAGAUACAGCUGACCACUCCCGUGCUGCUUAGAGUGGUCCUGGUGUCGAUGCAAAUUUGGCCUGAAGGCAUGGCCACUCGCAAAGAGUUCCUGCAAAGCUUUCUGCCUGCGGCAGUGGUCAUCUUCCUCACGGGAGCCAGCGCCUGCUUUCUUGCUCAAAAGGUUGCAGCUCUGGCUUCCUUCGCCGGUGCCUUGCUGGUGAAUCUCACCUCGGUUGUGACACCGGCGAUGAUGUACAUGCGCCUGGCCUCUUCCAAAACAGACCAGGUGAAGCGACUCUUCUGUGCUUUCCUGGUGGUUUUCGGCCUCAUCACGGCCGUAGCGGGGACCUACCUGGCCGUGGUGGAUAUGGGUUGA